AUGGGGCCGGCGCUGAGGAACUGCGUGCGGACUCUCCUGCUGCUCGGCUGCCUGACCUGCUUCUGCGCGGGGAUCAGCUCCAUAGACAUUGACCGCCCCGGUGACGGGAGGUGCCAGCCUAUAGAAAUCCCCAUGUGCAAGGAUAUAGGGUACAACAUGACGAGGAUGCCUAAUCUGAUGGGGCAUGAAAACCAAAGGGAAGCUGCCAUUCAGCUGCACGAGUUUGCCCCGCUGGUGGAGUACGGUUGCCACAGCCAUCUAAAAUUCUUCCUCUGCUCCCUCUAUGCCCCGAUGUGCACGGAGCAGGUUUCUACGCCAAUCCCUGCCUGCAGGGUUAUGUGUGAGCAGGCAAGGCUGAAAUGCUCUCCUAUUAUGGAGCAGUUCAAUUUUAAGUGGCCAGACUCCUUAGACUGCAGCAAACUGCCCAACAAGAAUGACCCGAAUUACCUCUGCAUGGAAGCCCCCAACAACGGAUCAGAUGAGCCCCCCAGAGGAUCCAGCAUGCUGCCACCCAUGUUUCGGCCGCAGAGGCCCAGCAGCGGUCACGAUCUGCAGCAGCACAAGGACAGCCUCAGCAGAGCGACCUGUGAAAAUCCUGGCAAGUUCCACCAUGUGGAAAAAAGUGCUUCCUGUGCCCCGCUCUGCACGCCGGGGGUUGAUGUUUACUGGAGCAAGGAUGACAAACAGUUUGCUGUCAUUUGGAUUGCCAUCUGGUCCAUUUUGUGCUUCUUCUCCAGUGCUUUUACUGUACUUACUUUCUUGAUAGAUCCUCAGCGUUUCAAGUACCCCGAGAGGCCCAUUAUCUUCCUUUCCAUGUGCUACUGUGUCUACUCAGUGGGGUACAUUAUUCGCCUCUUUUCAGGUGCUGAAAGCAUAGCCUGCGAUAGGGACAGCGGCCAGCUCUAUGUCAUCCAGGAAGGACUGGAGAGCACUGGCUGCACUAUUGUGUUCCUGGUUCUGUAUUACUUUGGUAUGGCGAGCUCCUUGUGGUGGGUAAUCUUGACUUUAACUUGGUUUCUAGCGGCUGGGAAAAAAUGGGGACAUGAAGCAAUUGAAGCAAACAGUAGCUACUUUCACUUGGCAGCAUGGGCCAUUCCAGCUGUGAAGACUAUAAUGAUCCUAGUUAUGAGAAGGGUAGCUGGAGAUGAGCUGACAGGGUUGUGCUAUGUUGGAAGCAUGGAUGUGAAUGCCUUGACUGGAUUUGUACUCAUUCCUUUGGCUUGUUAUCUAAUCAUUGGCACCUCUUUUAUUCUUUCUGGUUUUGUGGCUCUUUUUCAUAUCAGGAGGGUGAUGAAAACAGGUGGAGAAAAUACUGACAAGUUGGAGAAACUUAUGGUCAGGAUUGGCGUUUUCUCAGUCUUGUAUACAGUGCCUGCAACUUGUGUGAUAGCCUGCUAUUUUUAUGAAAGACUUAAUAUGGAUUAUUGGAAAAUUGUGGCAACUCAACAGAAAUGCAAGAUGAACAAUCAGACUAAAAAUUUAGACUGCAUGAUGAAUAACUCUAUUCCAGCAGUAGAAAUUUUUAUGGUCAAAAUUUUUAUGUUAUUAGUUGUUGGCAUUACUAGUGGCAUGUGGAUCUGGACUUCCAAGACUCUUCAGUCCUGGCAAAAUGUCUGUAGUCGAAGAUUAAAGAAGAGAAGUAGGAGAAAACCUGCAAGUGUUAUUACAAGUAGUGGAAUCUACAAAAAACCUCAGCAACCGCAGAAAAGUCACCAUGCAAAAUAUGAAUCAACAUUACAACCACCCACUUGUGUGUGAGUGAGUUUUAGACAAGGUUAUAUCUCAUCCUAUAGACUUAUGUAUGUCCACAGCAGCAGUCAGAAAUUAAAAAAUAAAAUGGUGCUUUAUGUCAGAGGACGGUUUAAUAGCUCAAGGCAAAAAAUGUAUCAUGCUGAAUUCAGGAGCUGGUGAAGAACUGAAGGUAAAUGUACUUAUGGAAAGGUUUUCAGUGAAAGAAAUGUUGUGAAUUGAACAGCUUCUGUUACUAAUUUGUAAUAAGAUACUUCAUCCAGCCCUCAGAGUUUAAAACAAACAAACAAACAAAAAACCAAAACUACUUAACUUUUUUCAUGUAGCUGAGCUGGAUUUCCUACAGGUUUCUGAGUAACAAGAUAUAGUCAAAUUUUAAGGAGCAAAGAUUUUCUUUGAAAAAGCACCCAAGUGAGCAUUGUCUCUGGGGGAAGCUAAGGUCCCAAGGAGGCCUGUGCUCAGUAAGUAUACUAUCUGUGAAAGUAGCUUCCAUGCUAACUUUAAAAAAAAAAAAAAGAGAGAGCGAGCGGGAGAGCGGAAUCUUUUACAACUCAUCUCAGCCCAGUGGGUUUGGCGUUUCUAAAAAUAGAUCCUAUCGAUAACGCUCACGAAUAUUCUUUCACUAAAAGAGAAACUUCCUGCACCAGACACAAACUUUGUGAAUAAGAAUAAUGUGCAAUACAUUUUUUUUUCUUACCAUGACAUGAAAAGAGAAACAAGUAUUUUGCUGUACAUAAAGACAACAAAAGAAAUCUCUUAACAAAAGAACUAAAAGGUCUAGUCCUCAGAAACCCUUUAGUGUUACAUUUUGUGGCUUUUUAAUGGAAAUCAAGCCAAUGUUAUACACGUUUGGACUGAUUUGUGCAAAAAAAGGGGGGGGGAUCAACUCAAAGAGACCCAAAGGGCUUAUUGACUCUUUCUAUUGUUAAACAAAUUCUCACGAUGAAUAGAUCAAGAAGCACUAGAUUCUGCAAAGGGAAGCUUUGUAUAGAGUGAUGCUCUUUACUGUGCUGAGGGUGCACAGUUUUGUGUUGUAUAUAUUUGUAAUAUACAAUUAUUUUUCAU
Molecule: messenger RNA, 2814 nt
Organism: Rhea pennata
Lineage: Eukaryota; Metazoa; Chordata; Aves; Rheiformes; Rheidae
Gene: FZD10
Product: frizzled class receptor 10
Exons: 1
Coding region: 1-1758 (585 amino acids)
Biological process (GO): canonical Wnt signaling pathway; non-canonical Wnt signaling pathway
Cellular component (GO): plasma membrane
Molecular function (GO): Wnt receptor activity; Wnt-protein binding
Source: RefSeq, a predicted model, not a curated record